This is a messenger RNA of Coccidioides posadasii C735 delta SOWgp, 1521 nucleotides long. RefSeq lists its product as uncharacterized. The record is from RefSeq and is a predicted model, not a curated record. Lineage: Eukaryota; Fungi; Ascomycota; Eurotiomycetes; Onygenales; Onygenaceae.
AUGGAUAUUUCACAAACAGUUGCUUCCUGGCUUUCUCUGGCCGCAACGGUAAUCGGCUUGGGCUCCAUCGUGACCCAAUUCGGGAGCCUCAUCGAUUCCGCAGAUCCUUUCCGUGCUUUGAGAGACCUUCGGCAUUUGGGCAGAUGGAUGCUCCAUCAGCCGCAUAUUCCAUGGUAUCGCGUUCUCAAACCACCUCCCGUUGGCCCUGUCAUCGCUGCCAAUCUGCCCCAUGGGCUCUGCGGUCGGAAGACGGUACACAUCAGUCGCUUACCACUGACACAGCCAGCUGGGAAGGCUGGCUGGUCAGUGAUACUUGCAGUCAUACACUCUCCUCCAAGCCAGGAGUACGAAAGCGGAUCAUACUUCAUUCAGCCCUCCAAAGAGCACACUGGAGAUAUGAAGCACAUAACGACCAUCAUCCGUGAAUCACUGGUGGACGUUUCGAAGGGCACAUGGGACGACCUUCCUUUACGGCCUCUUCUCAAGCACAGACGCUCCUCAUGCGUAGUCAUUUCUCGCACAACCCUAAUGGCGCUCUUCUGCGUGACCAAUGCUCGACCGGCAUUCAGGCAUAGCGGCGCUUCUGGCUUUCGCGCAGCAUACCCAUCCUACUGCGGACAGUGGCUUGUGGAAUGGCCCCUUGGAGACAUUGCACAUGUCAAAUUUGCUGCUCACGAUUCGCAUGCACACUCGAGGGAUGUUUAUCCCAUGAAGUUUCAAAGCAGAGUAGAUAGGUGUCUGCAAAUGCUCGCCGGAGUGGUGUAUUCAUCAGGACCUACCUCUUUCAAAUGUGCCUUUCCAGGACGAAAGUCGUCCGGGCAAUGGAUUCUGAAGUACGCGGUUAGAGGAUUUGGCGGUGCGCAUGGCGGCAGACAUCUCUACAAUAUGAUAGGAGGCAACGUGAAUGAGGUGGACUUUCUCUCGAUGAAGCCGUUAGGUGAUAGUGACAUAAUAAGCAACAUGAUUAGGCUCGACCUGCCUAGCAGUGAAGGCAAUAAUCAUGUUGUUGAUUUAUUUGUCCCUGAAGAGGAGGCUAGAGCUCUCAAUCGAGCCCUCGAUUGUCUCCCUUGGUCCUCUCUCUCCUGGUCGAUUCAUCGGGGCAUGCGCGAUAUCCUUGUUGCAUUUGCUAAACCGAGAAUGGAUCGAUAUCGAGAUCAGUUAGCUGAAACCCUUCGCUCCGCGGUGGAUAGAUGGCCGGAGAAAUUGGUUGCUCGGGGGUGGGAUGCCCAGUUCAUCAGACGGGAUAUGGCACAUAUGGCUACCAGUGCUGUUGCGGCUGGUAGCGGGAACUCCGGUGAUGUGGUCAGAAUUGUUACAGAUAUAGCGAUGAUCCUGUGGGAUGGCACAACUGCAGAACUCGAUGAGACGACCUUUUGGAGAUAUGACGACUCUGUCGAGAGUUCUCCUGUUCUCAGUCCAAUGGCUGUCGUCGCUCUCGUUAAGUGCUUCGUUUUGGAAUGGAGUGUUGACUUGGACUACCAGAUGUACCACGAUUUACCUCUGGAACUGUACCUAGGAUGA